AUCAUUUGUGCUGCUGGCAAAAUACUAGUAGCCUACAGUGUCUAGCUAACGUUGGCAAGCAAUACAAAUACGUUUAUCAUGGCUGGUAGAAAGGCCGUAGAACUAGAAGUGUAUUUAGAUUUAUUGUCUCAACCAUGUAGAGCAAUACAUAUAUUUCUUAACUGCAAUAAAAUUCCACACAAGGUGAAAACAGUUGCAAUACGAAAAGGGGAGAAUAGGACACCAGAGUAUACAAAACUCAAUCCCAUGCAGAAGGUCCCUGUGAUGGUCGACAAUGACUUUGUUCUGACUGAGAGUGAUGCCAUAUUAAAAUACCUGGCCACCAAAUAUGAUGUCCCAGGUAACUGGUACCCACGCCACCCAGAGAGGAGGGCGAGAGUGGAUGAAUACACAGCCUGGCACCAUACCAACACCCGGCCACAUGCGGCCAAGGUCUUUCUCAUGGAGGUUUUACUGCCCCAUAUGACAGGGCAGCCAGCAGACCCACUGAAGGUGGAGCGGGCGUUGGCAGACCUGAGUGACACUCUGGAGAAGCUGGAGAACAUGUUCCUCAAGAGACAGCCCUUCCUCUGUGGAGAUGACAUCAGCCUGGCUGACCUGCUGGCCAUGUGUGAACUCAUGCAGCCCCUAGGUGGCGGCAGAGACAUCCUGAAGGAUCGUCCCAAGCUGUUGAGCUGGAAAGGUCGUGUCCAGUCUGCGCUGGGUGAUUCCUUUGGCAAGGCACACACAGUGCUGUACAGUCUCCGGGACAGGUCCAAAGCAAAGCUAUGAAAUAAUCUCAAUAUGAUUUGAUAUAAAAGCUUGCACGAUGCUUGAAAGCAACACUACUACCAGAUGUCUUUACUGAUUAUGUUUGUGCGGUCCAUGUUGACCUCGAGAUUGAGGUUGUUUAUAGGCUCAAUGGGAGAGUGAUCCGUGCCUUACAUUAACCUCUGUGUGAUAUGCUACAAAAUUACUAGCUAGAUGGUUCAGCAUUAUGAACCUUGAUCUGGAGUGGAGAUGGGAAAUGUUGAAUAGAGUAAGAUAAUAUUUUAUAUUAUCUAGAAGAGUAAUAUAUUUUCAAUGACAUACAACUGCCUAGAAUGAAUGGAUGCAUAACAAUAAAAACCAGUGGAAAAUGUUUGUUUAUUCAACAGUAGCUGUACAAAGACAAUUAUUUACAAAACAGGAGGACAUUUCCAGUAGACAUUGCUCAGUAUGUGCCCACAAGUUGGAAAUCAACAUGUACACUGAACAAAAAUAUAAACGCAACAUGUAAAGUGUUGGUCCCAUGUUUCAUGAGCUGAAAUAAAAGAUCCCAGAAAUGUUCCAUACGCACAAAAAUAUUAUUUCCCUCAAAUGUGUUGAUAAUCCAUCCACCUGACAGUUGUGGCAUAUCAAGAAGCUGAUUAAACAGCAUGAUCAUUACACAGGUGUACCUUGUUCUGGGGACAAUAAAAGGACACUCCAAAAUGUGCAGUUUUGUCACACAACACAAUGCCGUUGAGGGAGCGCGCAAUUAGCAUGGUGACUGCAGGAAUGUAUACCAGAGCUGUUGCCAGAGAAUUGAAUAUGAAUUUCUCUACCAAAAGCCACCUCUGUUUUAGACAAUUUAGCAGUACGUCCAACCGGCCUCACAACCACAGACCACGUGUAUGGCGUCGUCUGGGCGAGCAGUUAUGAACAGUGCCCCAUGGUGGCGGUGGGGUUAUGGUAUGUGCAGACAUAAACUACGGACAACAAACAAAAUACAAUUGUAUUGAUAGCAAUUUGAAUGCACAGAGACACUGUGACGAGAUCCUGAGGUCCAUAUUUCUAAAGGUAUCUGUGACCAACCUCUCUAUUCCCAGUCAUGUGAAAUCCAUAGAUUAGAACCUCAUUUCAAUUGACUGAUUUCCUUAUAUGAACUAUAACUCAGUAAAAUCAAAUGGUUGCGUUUAUAUUUUUGUUCAGUGUAUAGUAACGUUAAUCAAGUACAUUUCAGAUGAUUGCACCAUGAUGUAAUGGAAACGGCAGCUAUAGAUGACAUCUUCUAAAGAUCAACAUUUUUAUCUGUUUCGACGGGUGGAUUUAACGUUUCUGGAACUUGAUGGAAAAGUUGUUUUUCGAAUAAAUGACGAUUGCCGAA
Oncorhynchus kisutch (coho salmon) is the source of this 2107-nucleotide messenger RNA. It is a transcript of the gene gstt2, whose product is annotated as glutathione S-transferase theta 2. Gene Ontology annotation, cellular component: cytoplasm. Gene Ontology annotation, biological process: glutathione metabolic process. Gene Ontology annotation, molecular function: glutathione transferase activity. Lineage: Eukaryota; Metazoa; Chordata; Actinopteri; Salmoniformes; Salmonidae. The transcript has 5 exons. The coding region runs from base 79 to 771 and encodes 230 amino acids. The record is from RefSeq and is a predicted model, not a curated record.